This is a messenger RNA of Sander lucioperca (pikeperch), 5567 nucleotides long. It is a transcript of the gene lrp5, whose product is annotated as low density lipoprotein receptor-related protein 5. The transcript is spliced from 29 exons. The record is from RefSeq and is a predicted model, not a curated record. Gene Ontology annotation, molecular function: protein binding. Bases 221 to 5161 code for a protein of 1646 amino acids. Lineage: Eukaryota; Metazoa; Chordata; Actinopteri; Perciformes; Percidae.
GAUACACAGCGAGAGGGACACACACACAGAACAGAAGCGCGCGCACACAAACCCAGACGCACGCAUGCAGACACAUAGGCUAUCUGGCUGUACAACGGAAUACUGGCUCAUGUGUGUACAUGUACACACAGAGAAAAGUGUUUAGAACUUAAUUAAGGAGUAGAUAUCGGACAAUGGAGCGGGAGUUGUGGAUCUAACGCGGCGGCGCAGAGGACUUGCAAUGGGCGGUGUGCUGCUGGAGCUGCUGCCGCUGCCGCUGCUGCUGCUGCUGCUGUGGAGCUGCCUGCCGGCGGCGGUUCACGGCUCACCUCUCCUCCUGUUUGCCAACCGGCGUGACGUACGAUUGGUCGAUGCAGAGGGCGUGCGGGGGGAGUCGGCCAUCGUUGUUAGUGACCUGGAGGAUGCAGCAGCGGUGGACUUCCUGUAUUCUGAGGGCCUGAUAUUUUGGACAGACGUCAGUGAGGAGGCCAUCAAACAGACACACUGGAAUCAGUCAUCCAACUCCCUUAAAGAGGCGCUGGGAACGGGCCAGACUGUGGUUGUAUCAGGGCUGGACAGUCCCGAUGGGCUGGCCUGUGACUGGUUGGGCAGAAAGCUCUACUGGACAGACUCGGAGACCAAUCGGAUUGAAGUGGCCAACCUAGACGGCACCUCCAGGAAGGUCCUGUUUUGGAUGGACUUGGACCAGCCCAGGGCUAUCGCUCUCAACCCUGCUCAACGUUACAUGUACUGGACAGACUGGGGAGAGGAGCCCAGGAUAGAGCGUGCUGGUAUGGACGGCAGCAACAGGAAAGUUAUCGUGGUGGUGGACAUAUACUGGCCCAACGGUCUGACCAUAGACCUGGUGGAACAGAAGCUGUACUGGGCCGAUGCCAAACUUAGCUUCAUUCACAGAGCCAACCUGGACGGAUCCGCACGUGAAACAGUGGUGGAGGGCACGCUGACCCAUCCGUUUGCUCUAACUCUGUCUGAGGAGACCUUAUACUGGACCGACUGGCAGACCCGCUCCAUCCACGCCUGCAACAAACACAGUGGAGACAAAACCAGAGAGAUCCUCAGUGGGAUUUACUCUCCUAUGGACAUCCAGGUCCUGGAGGCCCAUCGGCAGCCUUACAUCCAGACUCCCUGUAGUGACACUAACGGAGGCUGUAGUCAUCUCUGCCUGCUCUCUCCAGUCCAGCCCUUCUACAGCUGUGCCUGCCCCACAGGAGUCCAGCUGAAACCAGAUGGAAAGACAUGCAAACCAGGAGCAGAGCAGGUUCUUCUGCUGGCUCGACGGACCGACCUGAGGAGAAUCUCACUGGACCUGCCGGACUUCACUGACAUAGUACUACAGGUUGAUGACAUCCGCCAUGCCAUAGCUAUAGACUAUGACCCGGUCGAGGGUUACGUCUAUUGGACAGAUGAUGAGGUUCGCGCCAUCCGGCGGUCCCACAUCGAUGGCAGCAAUGCCGUGGUGCUGGUUACCACGGAGAUCAACCACCCAGAUGGCAUUGCUGUGGACUGGGUGGCCAGAAACCUGUACUGGACCGACACUGGCACUGACAGGAUUGAGGUCACCAGGCUGAAUGGAACCUCUCGGAAAAUUUUGAUUUCUGAGAACCUGGAUGAACCCAGAGCCAUCGUCCUGGACCCAGUUAAUGGCUACAUGUACUGGACCGACUGGGGCGAGCAUCCCAAGAUCGAGCGGGCCAACCUGGAUGGAACAGAGCGGCUGGUUCUGCUCAACAGCUCUCUGGGCUGGCCCAAUGGACUGGCUAUAGAUCACGCCGCAGGAAAGCUAUACUGGGGAGAUGCUAAAACGGACAAGAUAGAGGUGAUAAACGUGGACGGCAGUAACAGACAGACUCUGCUGGAGGACAAGCUGCCUCAUAUCUUUGGUUUUACUCUGCUGGGGGAUUACAUCUACUGGACCGACUGGCAGAGACGCAGCAUCGAGAGGGUCCACAAAGCCACGGCUGUACGGGAGAUCAUCAUCGACCAGCUGCCGGAUUUAAUGGGGCUGAAGGCCACUAAAGUGACGGAGACUUACGGUACAAAUGGCUGUGCGCUGGAUAAUGGUGGAUGCAGCCACCUGUGCUUCUGGUGUCGGCAGGCUGUCAGCUGUGCCUGUCCCAUGGGGAUGGAGCUCCUCUCAGACCUGCAGACCUGUGUGGUGCCUGAGGCCUUCCUGCUCUUCACCAACAGGGACAACAUCAGGAGUAUCUCUUUGGGUACCAACAGCAACGACGUGGCCAUCCCUCUGACUGGAGUUAAAGAGGCGUCCGCUCUCGACUUCGAUGUCUCUGAGAGGAGAAUCUACUGGACAGACAUACAGGCCAAGACGAUCAGCAGAGCGUACAUGAAUGGCAGCUCUGUCGAGCAUGUCAUAGAGUUCGGGCUGGACUACCCAGAAGGCAUGGCAGUUGACUGGAUGGGGCGUAACAUCUACUGGGCCGAUACAGGCACCAACCGCAUCGAGGUGGCCCGGCUGGACGGCCAGUACCGGCAGGUUCUGGUCUGUAAGGAUCUGGAAAACCCGCGCUCACUGGACAACCCGCGCUCACUUGCACUGGACCCGGCCAAUGGCUACAUGUUCUGGACAGAGUGGGGGGGUCGGCCUCGUAUAGCCAGAGCCUACAUGGACGGCAGCACCAUCACCACCCUGGUGGAUAAAGUGGGCCGGGCCAACGGACUGACCAUCGACUACGUAGACCAUCGGCUCUACUGGACUGACCUGGACACAUGCAUGAUAGAAAGCACCAACAUGCAAGGCCUCCAGAGGGAGAUCAUAGUGGACGACCUCCCUCACCCCUUCGGUCUGACUCAGUACCGAGAUUUCAUCUACUGGACGGAUUUCAACCUGCGCAGCAUUGAACGGGCAGACAAACGUAGCGGACUCAACCGCACUGUGGUGCUGCAGGGCCAGCUGGAGCUGAUGCUGGACAUCCUGGUGUUCCACUCGUCCCGUCAGGAAGGAACCAACGAGUGCUCCCAUAACAACGGCAACUGUGCCCAUCUGUGCCUGGCCACGCCCGCUGGGGCCCAGUGCCGCUGUGCCUCCCACUACACUCUGAACCCUGAUGGACGAAACUGCAGCUCUCCCUCCAGUUUCCUGCUCUUCAGUCAGAAGGCGAGUAUCAGCAGGAUGGUGUUGGGAGAGCAGAGUCCUGACAUCAUCCUGCCCAUCCACGUCCUGAGGAACGUCCGGGCUGUCAGCUACGACCCGCUGGACCGGCUGGUCUACUGGCUGGAUGGACGGCAGAACAUCCGCAGGGCCAGAGACGAUGGAGCCAUGUCCUCCAUGAUCGGGAGCAGCGGCGCUCAGCCAGCGGACAACCAGCUCCACGACCUGAGCCUGGACCCCUACAGCCGCCACGUCUACUGGACCUGCGAGACCACCAACACCAUCAACGUCCAGCAGAUGGACGGACACACUGUGGGCGUGGUCCUGAAGGACGAUAGCGACAAGCCGCGGGCCAUCGUGGUCAACGCGGAGAAAGGGUACAUGUACUUCACCACGGUGCAGGAGCGCUCAGCUAAGAUCGAAGGAGCCAGUCUGGACGGGACGGAGAGGGAGUCUCUGUUCACCACGGGUCUGAUCCGACCUGUGGCUCUGGCUCUGGACAACAAACUGGGAAAACUGUUCUGGGUCGACGCCGACCUCAAACGCAUCGAGAGCAGUGACCUGACAGGAGCCAAUCGCAUUGUCCUCCAGGACUCCAACAUUCUGCAGCCCAUGGGGCUGACCAUUCUGGGGGAGCAUCUGUACUGGAUCGACCGGCAGCAGCAGAUGAUCGAGAGGGUGGACAAACUGACUGGAGACGGACGCACGCGCAUACAGGGACGGAUAUCAUACCUGACCUCCAUCCACGCUGUGGAAGAGAUGGACCCCCAGGAGUUUGCAUCCCACCCCUGUUCCCGCGACAACGGGGGCUGUUCCCACAUCUGCAUUGCUAAGGGAGACGGCACCCCCCGCUGCUCCUGCCCCAUGCACCUGGUGUUACUGCAGGACCUGCUACACUGCGGAGAGCCUCCCACCUGCUCCACCGAGCAGUUCACCUGCUCCACCGGUGAGAUCGACUGCAUUCCCAUGGCCUGGCGCUGCGACGGCUUCCCCGAGUGUGACGACAGCAGCGACGAGGAGAACUGCCCUGUUUGCUCCGCCGCCCAGUUCCAGUGUGAUAAAGGAGGCUGCAUUGAUGCCCAGCGGCGCUGCAACGGGGAACCGGACUGCGCCGAUCACUCUGAUGAGCAGGACUGUGAAAUCAUCUGCCCUCCGAACCAGUUCCGCUGCGGUGACAACCAGUGCAUCACUAAGAAACAACAGUGCGACAACUACUCUGACUGUCCCGACGGAUCAGAUGAGCUCGCCUGCGAGUAUGUGUCUCCCCCCUCCAGUGGCAUCCCUAACACCGGGCCCAACACCAUCGGCCCAGUCAUCGCCAUCAUCCUGCUCGUCUUUGUGGUCGCAGGAGCUUACUUUGUCUGCCAGCGUGUGGUGUGUCGCCGCUACAAGGGCCCCAGUGGGACGUUCCCUCACGAGUACAUCAGUGGUACACCCCAUGUGCCGCUGAAUUUCAUCGCCCCCAGCAGCUCGCAGCACGGCACCUUCCAAGGUAUCUCCUGUGGGAAGUCCAUGAUGAGUUCAGUGAGCCUGAUGGGCAGCAGCAGCAGCGGAGCUCCUCUCUACGACAGGAACCAUGUGACCGGAGCCUCGUCCAGCAGCUCCUCAUCUACCAAGGGAGCCUUCUACCCUCAGAUCCUGAACCCUCCUCCGUCCCCGGCUACUGACCGCUCUCUCUACAACACAGAGAUCUUCUACUCCUCCAACAGUCCGUCCACCACCAGAUCAUACAGACCCUACCACCCAGUCCGAGGCGCCGCCCCCCCCACCACCCCCUGCAGCACCGAUGUCUGUGACAGCGACUACACCCCCCACCACCCGCCGGUUGGGCUGGUGUCAUCGGCGGGCCGCUGGAAGGCCGCGGGCCACACUGCUCACAGCAAACAAAAGUACUACAUAGACCUUAACUCGGACUCGGACCCCUACCCCCCGCCGCCCACCCCCCGCUCCCAGUACCUGUCGGCGGAGGAGAGCUGCCCCCCAUCCCCUUCCACCGAGCGCUCCUACUUCCACCUGUGCCCCCCGCCUCCCUCACCCUGCACCGACUCCUCGUGACCCCCCAUCAGCCCCGGAGCCCUGUGAGGAAGGACGCAGUCCACCUAAUGCAAGAACUGGCUUCGUGUGGCCCGUGGAACCAGGGAAAGAACUCCAAGGGCCAACUUCCAGCCCUGGGGGGCCCACACGUGUUGCGUUAUAUCAGCUGCUUAGGCUCAAGUGCCUUGCUCAAGGUGCCUACGUCCCACUUUGGUUAUUUCAUCAUUCCAGUCAUCUUGGAGCUGUCAGGGUGACCAUCAUGUGAUCAGUCCUCAGUAGGGCUGGGUACCGAAUUCAAUACGUUUUAGGCACCGACUGAAUGGCCUCCUUAAUAUCAAGUAUCGGAAAAUGCCUCGUCAUUCAAUGCCCAAUUUGAAUCCCUAAGGAGUAAAUGUCAUCAGCGUCAGUGAGCCAAUCAGCACGCAGC